CGCGCGCGGACCCCGGAAGUGGAGCCGGAGGGGGGCGGGCGGCGCCGCGCGCGGCGCCAGGACCCCAAGACGGCGGCGCGUUCCCCGGUAACGGCGCCGCGCCCGCCCCGCCCCGCCCCGUCGGCGACGGGCGCCAGAUUGUUCUUUGAAGAUUAAUGUACGUUUUCCUCAGUAUUUCCAUUCUGUUGACAAUUUGUGUAGUGAUGGCUCAGCUCCAGCAAGGAGGCCCAGAUGAAAAAGAGAAGACUACUGCAUUAAAGGACUUAUUGUCUAGAAUAGACUUGGAUGAACUAAUGAAAAAAGAUGAACCACCACUUGAAUUUCCUGAUACUCUGGAAGGAUUUGAGUAUGUUUUUAAUGAAAAAGGGCAGUUAAGACACAUAAAAACUGGAGAGCCAUUUGUUUUUAAUUAUCGUGAAGAUUUGCAUAGGUGGAACCAGAAGCGCUAUGAAGCUCUUGGAGAGAUCAUUACUAAAUACAUUUAUGAACUACUGCAGAAGGAAUGCCACUUGAAGAAAGUAACUCUCCCAGUUGAUGCAACUGAGAGUGAACCAAAGAGCUUUAUCUUUAUGAGUGAAGAUGCAUUAACAAAUCCUGACAAGUUGUUGGUCCUAAUUCAUGGCAAUGGUGUUGUCAGAGCAGGUCAGUGGGCUAGGAGACUUAUAAUUAACGAAGAUCUGGACAGCGGCACGCAGAUACCAUAUAUAAAGCGAGCUAUUGAGGAAGGCUAUGGAGUAAUAGUACUGAAUCCCAAUGAGAACUAUAUUGAAGUGGAGAAGACAAAAGCCCAAGUACAGCUGUCUUCUGAUAGCUCAGAUGAACCUGCAGAAAAGAGGGAAAGAAAAGAUAAAAUCCAGAAGGAAACAAAGAAGCGACGUGACUUCUACGAAAAGUAUCGAAAUCCACAAAAAGAAAAAGAAACUAUGCAGAUGUAUAUUAGAGAUAAUGGAUCUCCUGAAGAACAUGCAGUUUAUGUUUGGGACCAUUUUAUUUCCCAGUCAGCUGCAGAGAACGUGGUUUUUGUUGCUCACAGCUAUGGUGGACUUGCCUUUGUAGAGUUGAUGAUUCAACGAGAGGCAGAAGUAAAGAAUAAGGUAACUGCUGUGGCGUUGACAGACUCUGUUCACAAUGUGUGGCAUCAAGAAGCUGGGAAAACUAUUCGAGAGUGGAUGCGAGAGAACUGCUGUAACUGGGUGUCCAGCUCUGAGCCCCUGGACACGUCGGUAGAGUCCAUGCUGCCCGACUGCCCGCGCGUCUCUGCAGGUACAGAACGCCAUGAACUAACUUCCUGGAAGAGUUUUCCAUCUAUUUUCAAGUUCUUCAGCAAGGCGAUAGAGGCAAAGAACAGCUCAGUGAAACCAACCCAAAUGCGGCGCUCCAACAGGAUAAAAUACGAAGAAUUGUAAAAGGAGGGGAACGGCGGGGAGGGGAGCACCACCAUCACCACCAACCUCUUGGCCGCUUGUUUUCUGCAAGGAGUCUCCCAGCCCCUCAUUAGAUUGUUUUCUUCCUAGAGCACAGGGUCGUGAUGUAUACAUCUAAAUAGCGUUUUGCAUUAUUUCUAGAUGAGUGCAACUGUCAAAGCAAUAUGGGUUCACUGGUUGUGCUUCCUGUGGGCUGUAACUUGGAUUUCGUGCUGCCCAUCAGCGCGCAGAUUAAGGCUGACAGUGGUACUGCAUAGUGCAGCAUGGUGCAGCUCUAAUUGCCCUGACAUAGCCCUGCACCAAGCUGAUGCCAGAAUUUAACAGCUUCGUCGUGGACCUAUCGCCUGCAGGAUUUUUUGCUGCUUCCUUCUGUUCUGAGACAGAACAAAAUUGGAAUUACUCUGUUUUUAAAAGACAGUUUUUAACUCAGAAGUGCUAACCAGCCAGUGAUUGUACACCCAGUAGCCUUCUCUUUCUCCGGGACCAAAUGGGAUCAACUCUUUACUCUCUUAUUUUCUGCUGGUAGGAGGGUCCAAGAAGUUUGGUCCAGAUUUGUAGGAAAGCCCCUUUGUUGUAGAGAUUUUCUCCUCCUGCCGGAUCAAUGGCAUUAUCUGUCGAUCUUCUCUUCCUUUUGAAAGCUCCACUUAAAAAAAUGCCUAUUCAUUAACUGGCUGGAUCACACUGUGAAAUAUGACAGGGAAAAAAAAAAAAAAAAAAAAAAAAGACGCAUUGCACAUUUUCCUGUUUAUUUUUAAAUGCAAAGAUGCUUCUGUUUUCAUAUGCCAGGUUUGUAAUGAUUUGCCAGCCCGUGGUUAUUCCCUUUUCCCUAAGCUCGCGGGUUUGUCCCCACUUUCCCAGGCGCUGGCAGGGACUGGGGAGGAGGGGGGGGGGGGUGGAGGGGGGGCGCUCUGCGUGGAGCCUUCAUGCCACGCGUGGGGCGUGGGGGGGGUGCGACAGCAGCCACCGCCGUCGCUGUCGGCAGCUUUUCUCCGCUAAAACGUCUGAUAAGCGACAAGACGUGCCUGAUAGCGUGCCCGGCAAGCGAGCGCGCUAAUUAAGCUCCUUUAGUGUUGAUGAUGCUAAAUUAAAGCGAUCUUUUCUUCAA
Falco peregrinus (peregrine falcon) is the source of this 2529-nucleotide messenger RNA. It is a transcript of the gene ARB2A, whose product is annotated as family with sequence similarity 172 member A. Gene Ontology annotation, cellular component: nucleus. The transcript has 11 exons. Bases 156 to 1406 code for a protein of 416 amino acids. Gene Ontology annotation, molecular function: siRNA binding. Lineage: Eukaryota; Metazoa; Chordata; Aves; Falconiformes; Falconidae. Gene Ontology annotation, biological process: regulatory ncRNA-mediated heterochromatin formation. The record is from RefSeq and is a predicted model, not a curated record.